AUGAAGCAUAUUUGGUUUGGUGAAAUUUCAGAUGUGGACGUAACCCAAGAAUUGCACCAUCUAGAGGCGAGUUUAACAGAGGAGUACGAGAGGGGUAGGAAGGUGGCCGAUUUAUACGAGUUGGUGCAGUAUGCCGGGAAUAUUAUUCCGAGAUUAUAUUUGCNCCUUCGAAAUCAUUUACUGCUCUGCACAAGAAGUCUUCUACCAGAUUUGCCUGAGUCCAACAAAGAUGAUCGUGGUAAUGUGAAUGAUGCGAUCGAUUUCGUCAUGCUGAACUUCAGCGAGAUGAACAAACUGUGGGUGAGAAUGCAACAUCAAGGACCGAGUAAAGAACGGGAUAAACGUGAGGUGGAACGGCGUGAGUUGAGGAUUUUGGUUGGGACGAACCUGGUGAGAUUGUCGCAGUUGGAGAAUUUAACAGUGGAGAUGUAUAGGAAGGUUGUUCUACCGGGUAUCCUGGAGCAGUCAGUAUCGUGUAAGGAUGCGAUCUCACAA
Molecule: messenger RNA, 495 nt
Organism: Anisakis simplex (herring worm)
Lineage: Eukaryota; Metazoa; Nematoda; Chromadorea; Rhabditida; Anisakidae
Source: the annotation of a GenBank genome assembly